AUUUGAUCCAGCUCCAUUGACGAUCAGAGAGACUGGGAGAGACCAAAACUGCGAACAAAUCCCGAAAUACACAGAAUCUGGAUAUUUCUUGAUUCGGCUUUGGUAAUGUACAAAUGGAAACUUCUAGUUAGUCUUCGUUCGGUCGGCGUGAGGAACCAACCUUUACAUUAUCGACUUUUUCGAUAUAUAGUGCAGUUAGGCGCCAACAUUUUUAAAUAUACAGUAGAAGCGACCGAGGGAUUCAAGGUCAAUGGACAGCGACAAUGGAGUCGCCAUCAUCUUCCGACAGACAGACGAUUAGAGAUUUCCAGGAGCCGGAAGAACUUACAGAUGCGGCUCAACUUAGCAAUGAUGGGGUUAUUAACAUAGUUGGGCCAGAGGAGUCCGCUUCCUAUACAAACCACAUGCUCAACCCUAAUCAGGAGUUCCGGGAAGAUUCUUCGGAUUCGGAUGAUUCAUUUAACUCUGAGGACAUUUACUCUGAUAACGACGAUGAUUCGGCGCAGUCUAUAGAUUUGGAGGACAAGAAUUUUCAUGGGGUUAUGGGCGAGACCAAGCCAAUGUGCAGUUGGAAUUGCGAUAAGGAACUGAUACUUAGGGAGCACAAUAUAGUAAACAGGAUUGGAUGGCGGGAUGGCCACACCUCUAACCAGAGCUUUGGUCAGGGAUUUACCGGAUCCCGCCAGGCUGUGGAAAAUUUAACACUACUAAAAACGUUGCAGUCCGGCUUCGCCUACAGCCUAAACUUCAACAGGGACGGCAACUUAAUUUGCACCAGUACACAGUCUUGUAAAAUCGUCAUCUGGGACUGGGCGAAUAAUAAAGCGCUGCACAAAUUUCGACCUGGCCACAGGAAUCUCAUCAUGCAGACCAAGUUUAUAAGCAGCAACGGCUGUCUGGACAUCUUGUCCUCAAGCCAAGAUGGACAGGUGUUCCGUACUGUCAUUUCACCUUCUGGAGGAUUACCCAAGUCCGAGUGCCUCUUCAACCAUAGCGAUGUUCAAAUGGCCUCCCACCCUGAGAUCCUGAUAGUGCCACACCGUCCUGACGAGAUAAUGAGCGCGGGCAAAGAUGGAAUCGUCAAGAUCUUUGAUCUACGCGCCCCCAGUGUGGAAGCCACUACCCUCCACGUUCGUAAGGUCGAAAAAUAUAUAUCUUUGCACAGCAUUGCCCAUCAUCCGCUUUCCCCGGAGUUUUGUCUCGGCGGAGACGACGAAAGAGUGCGCAUUUAUGACAGGCGCAAGCUCACGAAGCCUAUCCACGAAAUGACCCCGCAUAAUCCUUAUAAGCAAGGCUUGAGUCCUGAAAUCAAUUUCGUCCGAUACAACCACAACGGCAGUGAGAUUUUGGCUUGCUUUAACGAUGCAAACAACUUUCUUCUCGACAGCAGAAACUACUCGGACGAUUUUUUACAUCACUACAAGGAGCGUGUAAGCCAGGUAAAAUUCUUUGGACCUCGCACGGAGUACAUUGUCGCUGGCAACGCAUCAAAUAUAUUUUUCUGGGAUAAAAACACGGAGGCUAUCAUCAGCGUUAAUAGGAGCAAGAAAGCCACUUUCGUUGGCCACCUGGAAGUGCACCCGUGGAUCCCAGUUUUAGCCACCACUAGCAAUAAUGAGUCUGGCAUCCAUAUAUGGAUUCCAAAUGGCCUGAACUUAUAG
Messenger RNA from Drosophila subpulchrella, 1661 nucleotides. Its product is annotated as DDB1- and CUL4-associated factor 8-like. The transcript is spliced from 7 exons. Gene Ontology annotation, molecular function: protein binding. Gene Ontology annotation, cellular component: Cul4-RING E3 ubiquitin ligase complex; cytoplasm. Bases 264 to 1661 code for a protein of 465 amino acids. Lineage: Eukaryota; Metazoa; Arthropoda; Insecta; Diptera; Drosophilidae. The record is from RefSeq and is a predicted model, not a curated record.